AUGGAGUCGCUGGACUGUGUAGUUGUCGGCGCUGGCUGGUACGGACUGGCGGCUGCAAAGCAGUACCGCUGCGUUCGGCCAGAUGACAGCAUGGUUGUUCUCGACUCGCAGUCUUCCCUGGGCGGGACUUGGGCAGAUGAGCGCUUGUAUCCUGGCUUGAAGAGCAACAACCUUCUGGGAACCUACGAGUAUCCGGACUUUCCCAUGGACUGUGACCGUUUUCAGAUCAAGAAUGGAGAGCAUAUUCCCGGAGAGGUCGUUAAUGCUUAUCUGAAAGCGUACGCAGUCAAGUUUGGAAUCCAUGAGUGCAUACGCCUCCGCACACGAGUCACAGUCGCCGAGCACCAGCUUACCGCUGGAGGGGGGUGGAUUCUGACCACCGUCGAUAUCAGGGGAGAGGAGCGCAAGGUGUUCGCUCGUCGACUCAUCAUUGCGACCGGUUUGACUUCGGAGCCAUUUAUACCACACAUGAACGGGCAAGAAACGUUUGGUGGCAGAAUCUUUCAUGGCAAGGAUUUUCUCCAGAACAGAGAUACACUGGAGACGGCAAAGGCCAUCACGAUUGUGGGCGCGUCCAAAUUCUCUUGGGAUGCCGUCUAUUCAUACGCCAAGGCUGGGGUCCAGGUGAACUGGGUUAUUCGCUCGUCUGGACAUGGCCCGUGUUGGAUGUCACCUCCAUACGUCACGCCCUUUAAGAAAUGGAUUGAGAAACUUGCAAACAUACGCUUUCUGACGUGGUUCAGCCCAUGCAUCUGGGGUGACUUGGACGGCUACGCUGGUGCUCGCCGCCUUCUUCACCGCACUGCCAUCGGGAGAUUCAUCGUCGACUCAUUCUGGAAGGUGUUGGGAAACGAUGUGUUGAGUCUCAACGCCUACGACUCGCAUCCGGAGACGGCCAAGCUGAAGCCCUGGAUUGAAGCUAUGUUCACUGGAACCAGCUUUAGUAUUCUCAAUUACGAUGAGGACUUCUUCGACUUCGUGAAAUCCGAUCAGGUCAACGUCCAUAUCGGUGAAGUCGAUCGUCUUAGCCCAGGCAAAGUGCAUCUCGCUGACGGCGCCGCGCUUGAAUCGGAUGCAGUUCUUGCCCACACGGGCUGGAAGCAAGAGGAAAAUGCUCCGAGCAAGGACCUUGGAAACCAGACGGCCCUCCUCCAGCGAGCAGACGAGGAGAUUAUGAUGCUGUUUCCCCGACUACAAAACCAACCUGAGUGGACCAAGAACUACACACCACUUGUCUCUGACGAGAAGAGUGCAAGUGUCGAGAAGGCAGCCGCACCUUGCAAUGCCCUGACAUCCUACAUGCUACAUCACUUCAUCGUGCCGCCAUCAGAGCGUUUCUUACGUGCCCGCGACAUAGUUUUCGCCGGGAUGGUGGGAAACUUUAGCAACACUCUCACAGCGCAUCUGCAGGGCCUUUGGAUCGUUGCUUAUUUCUCCGGGGUUCUCGAGAACGACCCUGCAUCCGCUUUGGGCGACGAAGCAUCCAUGGAAAAGUUGCAGUACGAGACAGUACUGCACAAUCGAUUUGGAAAGUGGCGCUAUCCGGCUGACUGGGGGAACAAGGCCCCGUCUUUUAUCUUUGAUGCCGUCCCGUACCUGGAUUUGCUGCAACGUGACCUCGGCCUGGAUCCUCACCGCAAGCAGGGCUUCCUCUCUGAGAUUUGGGAGCCUUAUGGCCCCGAAGACUAUCGACACAUCAACAGCGACUGGGAAAAGAAGUACUGGGCGAAAAUGCAUAAUCCUUGA
Messenger RNA from Hirsutella rhossiliensis, 1746 nucleotides. RefSeq names its product flavin-binding monooxygenase-like domain-containing protein. The coding region runs from base 1 to 1746 and encodes 581 amino acids. The transcript is spliced from 5 exons. NCBI's taxonomy places the organism in Eukaryota, Fungi, Ascomycota, Sordariomycetes, Hypocreales, Ophiocordycipitaceae. The record is from RefSeq and is a predicted model, not a curated record. Gene Ontology annotation, molecular function: N,N-dimethylaniline monooxygenase activity; NADP binding; flavin adenine dinucleotide binding.